GCCUCCGCCUCCGGUGAGUUCAGGGAGGCUGCCUUUGGGGUGUGGCCCUAAUUGACGGGGUGGGGGACGAAAAGAAGGGGAACCCCAGGCUGGGUCGAGGACCGGCGGAAGCGAGGAAAUCCUAAGAGCGUGACCGUUGAGGAUACAGGGAACCGUCGGGUGUAACCAGUGAGAGGAAAAAGCCUCAGGGUACACUUACAAAGUAAUAAUAGAAAGUAGCAGAUGAAGGAGGUGCAGCUCUAUAAGAAAACGUGUAACACAUUCCAGUGAUGACUAAGCGUGCUGGUAAGGUGCACAUUAAAGAUCCAAAGUCAUGACUGACUCCAAGUAUUUCACAACCAAUAAAAAAGGAGAAAUAUUUGAACUAAAAGCUGAGCUCAACAAUGAAAAAAAAGAAAAGAGAAAGGAGGCUGUGAAGAAAGUGAUUGCUGCUAUGACUGUGGGGAAGGAUGUUAGUUCUCUCUUUCCAGACGUAGUGAACUGUAUGCAGACUGACAAUCUGGAACUAAAGAAGCUUGUGUAUCUCUACUUGAUGAACUAUGCCAAGAGUCAGCCAGACAUGGCCAUCAUGGCGGUGAACAGCUUUGUGAAGGACUGUGAAGAUCCUAAUCCUUUGAUUCGAGCCUUGGCAGUCAGAACCAUGGGGUGCAUCCGGGUAGACAAAAUUACAGAGUAUCUCUGUGAGCCACUCCGCAAGUGCUUGAAGGAUGAGGAUCCCUAUGUUCGGAAAACAGCAGCAGUCUGCGUGGCAAAACUCCAUGAUAUCAAUGCCCAAAUGGUGGAAGAUCAGGGAUUUCUGGAUUCUCUACGGGAUCUCAUAGCAGAUUCAAAUCCAAUGGUGGUGGCUAAUGCCGUAGCAGCAUUAUCUGAAAUCAGUGAGUCUCACCCAAACAGCAACUUACUUGAUCUGAACCCGCAGAACAUUAAUAAGCUGCUGACAGCCCUAAAUGAGUGCACUGAAUGGGGCCAGAUUUUCAUCCUGGACUGCCUGUCUAAUUACAACCCUAAAGAUGAUCGGGAGGCUCAGAGCAUAUGUGAGCGGGUAACUCCCCGGCUAUCCCAUGCCAACUCAGCAGUGGUGCUUUCAGCAGUAAAAGUCCUAAUGAAGUUUCUAGAAUUGUUACCUAAGGAUUCUGACUACUACAAUAUGCUGCUGAAGAAAUUAGCCCCUCCACUUGUCACUUUGCUGUCUGGGGAGCCAGAAGUGCAGUAUGUCGCCCUGAGGAACAUCAACUUAAUUGUCCAGAAAAGGCCUGAAAUCUUGAAGCAGGAAAUCAAAGUCUUCUUUGUGAAGUACAAUGAUCCCAUCUAUGUUAAACUAGAGAAGUUGGACAUCAUGAUUCGUUUGGCAUCUCAAGCCAACAUUGCUCAGGUUCUGGCAGAACUGAAGGAAUAUGCCACAGAGGUAGAUGUUGACUUUGUUCGAAAAGCUGUGCGGGCCAUUGGACGGUGUGCCAUCAAGGUGGAGCAAUCUGCAGAGCGCUGUGUAAGCACAUUGCUUGAUCUAAUCCAGACCAAAGUGAAUUAUGUGGUCCAAGAAGCAAUUGUUGUCAUCAGGGACAUCUUCCGCAAAUACCCCAACAAGUAUGAAAGUAUCAUUGCCACUCUAUGUGAGAACUUAGACUCGCUGGAUGAGCCAGAUGCUCGAGCAGCUAUGAUUUGGAUUGUGGGAGAAUAUGCUGAAAGAAUUGACAAUGCAGAUGAGUUACUAGAAAGCUUCCUGGAGGGUUUUCACGAUGAAAGCACCCAGGUGCAACUCACUCUGCUUACUGCGAUAGUGAAGCUGUUUCUCAAGAAACCAUCAGAAACACAGGAGCUAGUCCAGCAAGUCUUGAGUUUGGCAACACAGGAUUCUGAUAAUCCUGACCUUCGAGACCGGGGCUAUAUUUAUUGGCGCCUUCUCUCAACUGACCCUGUCACGGCUAAAGAAGUAGUCUUGUCUGAGAAGCCACUGAUCUCUGAGGAGACGGACCUUAUUGAGCCAACUCUGCUGGAUGAGCUAAUCUGCCACAUUGGUUCUUUGGCCUCUGUGUAUCAUAAGCCUCCUAACGCUUUUGUGGAAGGAAGUCAUGGAAUUCAUCGUAAACACUUGCCAAUUCAUCAUGGGAGCACUGAUGCAGGUGACAGCCCUGUUGGCACUACCACUGCAACGAAUCUGGAACAGCCUCAGGUUAUCCCCUCUCAAGGUGAUCUUCUAGGGGAUCUUUUAAACCUUGACCUCGGUCCCCCAGUCAAUGUGCCACAGGUGUCCUCCAUGCAGAUGGGAGCGGUGGAUCUCCUAGGAGGAGGACUAGAUAGUCUGCUUGGCAGUGACCUUGGCGGGGGCAUUGGAGGAAGUCCGGCAGUGGGACAAUCCUUCAUCCCAUCAUCGGUGCCUGCAACCUUUGCUCCUUCACCUACACCUGCUGUUGUCAGCAGUGGACUGAAUGACCUGUUUGAACUCUCCACAGGCAUAGGCAUGGCACCCGGUGGAUAUGUGGCUCCUAAGGCUGUCUGGCUACCUGCAGUAAAGGCUAAAGGCUUGGAGAUUUCAGGAACAUUUACUCACCGCCAAGGGCACAUCUAUAUGGAAAUGAACUUCACCAAUAAAGCUCUGCAGCAUAUGACAGAUUUUGCAAUCCAGUUUAACAAGAAUAGUUUUGGAGAAGUUCCCACAGCUGCUUGGCCUCUCAAUCCUCCCAUCUUGACCUCCCAAAGCGCUGGGAUUACAGUACCCCUAAACACAAUAGGAAUUAUUUCCUUCAUGGACUUGUUGCUUUCCUGGCAGGUGGCUGUGAAAAACAAUAUCGAUGUCUUCUACUUCAGCUGCCUCAUCCCACUCAAUGUGCUUUUUGUAGAAGAUGGCAAAAUGGAGCGCCAGGUCUUCCUUGCAACAUGGAAGGAUAUUCCCAAUGAAAAUGAACUUCAAUUUCAGAUUAAAGAAUGUCAUUUAAAUGCUGACACUGUUUCCAGCAAGUUGCAAAACAACAAUGUUUAUACUAUUGCCAAGAGAAAUGUGGAAGGGCAGGACAUGCUGUACCAAUCCCUGAAGCUCACUAAUGGCAUUUGGAUUUUGGCUGAGCUACGUAUCCAGCCAGGAAACCCCAAUUAUACGCUGUCACUGAAGUGUAGAGCUCCUGAAGUCUCUCAGUACAUCUAUCAGGUCUACGACAGCAUUUUGAAAAACUAACAAGACUGGUCCAGUACCCUUCAAUCAUGCUGUGAUCAGUGCAAGCCAAGAACUCUUAACUGGAAGAAAUUGUAUUGCUGUGUAGAAUCUGAACCCAAACACACUGAGGCCACCCAGCAAGGUAGUAACUAGUCUAACCUGUGCUAACAUUAGGGCACAACCUGUUGGAUAGUUUUAGCUUCCUGUGAACAUUUGUAACCACUGCUUCAGUCACCUCCCACCUCUUGCCACCUGCUGCUGCUAUCUGUCCUUACUUGUGGGCUUCUCCAUGCUGUGCCAAUGGCUGGCUUUUUCUACACCCUCUUUUGAGUGUAGUUUGGUAUUUUGUAAUUGAGAGCUCAUUUCAAAAGCAGAAAAAGACAACAAAUAUUAAAGCAAGGAAAAGUGUCACUGAAACACUGCACUUUAUUGUUUUAUACUUUUGUACAUAUGAGAAACCAAGGGAGUAGUGCAACCGGUAGAAAGCAUUGAAAUGACUGUCAUUAACACACAGUCCUGGAGGCAGAGAUGCAGUUACCUGCCCUAGCUUUUGAGGGGUUGUCUUAUCUGUGAUAGCCUUAUCCCUGGUCAUUUGGAUUUUCAGUUUGCUUUUUUUUUUCCCCUCCAGACUCCUUUUCCUUGGCCAAGCCUUCAUGUUUCCCCUUUUCCAUAUCAUAAUCUCAUUUGAUUGCUCUGCAAUUGGGAACGGUGAUCUUCUUGAAUGAUGUUUCAGGGUGCAAAAACUAUAGAGCCUGUCAGCACCAAAGCUGAGAGAAGUUACACCUUACUCCUUUCCUUUCCCCUGAACAAACCUGCUAAUCCCACUAAUUCAGGAAUUUGAGUAGAGAUGGGGAACAAGAACCCAGAUGCUGUCCCCUCACCCCCUCUCCUGCAUUUCUCAGGUCCAGUUCAAAUCUAAAAUCCUACUUUUAGAGUUGAAACAGAGUAAUAACUUACCAACCCUCUUUUUCUACAAAGGAGAAAGAUAAAAGGCACAAAGGUCACUGCCAAGGCCUGUCAGCUGUGUAGUAGCAGAGCCGAGACUGAGUCUCCUAAGUCCCCGUCAGUGUGGUUUUCACCACAGGACUAUCUCUUGUCGUUUUCCCCUAAUGCCUUCUCCUGCCUUUUCUGUGCCUACUUUUUGGCUCUUCACAUAUUCCAUAUUGAUUUUGACGCCCCGUUUAUUGGCAUCAGGUGGCAGCUGAGUAUCUUUUGAAUUACUCGAAGGUAAAGCCAGAUGCCAGAAUGAAGGCAUAGCCGGUGUUUCCCAUAUGUCCCCGGAGCCCCACUUCUUGAGGCCAGCAGAAUAAGUGCAGAGAUGAAGUGAGCUUAGAGAUGUCGCAAAUGCUCUUUAUCCCUUCAGCUCUCUGAUCUGCUCUUUCUUAAUGAUGCUUAGGCUGCAGGGCAUAUUAAGAUCAUCCCAGAGGUUCAGGCAGUUCCUGUCAUCUCUGAAAAGACUGGGGGAUAUGAAAUCUUCCCCCUACCCCCCUUAACACAUUGGAUAUGGUUUUUCAAAGGAUGCUUUAUGCCCAAUAUACCAACCUGUUUAGCAGUGUUAUACUGUUUGAUCUGCGGGCACUUGUUGCAUUGCCUGGCACCCAGUAUUCAGGGUCCUUGACUAAGACUGUUCUUCUCAGAUGCCCUGCUUAAAUCUGGGGCACUUCAGGCUCCACGGGCCUCAUGUUGGACUGAGACCUAACUCACUGGACUCAGAGGAGGAAUCGUGAAAACAAGAGCAAAACUACCCCACACCCCUAUUUCAUGUCUGAAAUAACCCUGCUUCAUACCAGUUGCAAAGCUUGUGGGGAGUGGUCCCCCAAAGCACUUUCUUAAACGUUGAGAAUCUCCAAGAGAAGAAUAUUUGGGGAGGGAGUGGAAAUAUAUCCCUUGCACACCACCCCUCAAGCACAUGGCAGUAGGAAACCACAGGAUUGUAUGUGGGAGGUGGGUAGGUCGGUGAUGUGUGGGGUGGAAAAGCAGGUUGGUAAAGUUCCUUUCUUGGGACUCAUUCCUGGAGUCAGUGGAUACAAGUAGUGAAGAAGGUUCACACUGCAAAUAGUGUUCUCAUCUCAAAGCAAACUAUCAUUCCAGAAGGAAAAGUACGUCGGGGCAAGCAGACAACACAAUUUCCUACCAGAAUAUGUCCCUCAACCCCCAAAACAAGGCUUCUGUCAGCCUCCCCACCAGUGAUGGAUAACAGCUCCUAUUCUCAGCUGACCUGACUGAGCCAACCCCUGAACUCUGCACUCCUUGGGGAGGCCACCUGCCGUCACACCCCUGAGCAGAGUUAGGGAGGAAUUCUACUUCCCGUAAAAGGACCUCUGCUGAGGGGCAGAACCUGGUGCCUCCACCACAGCUUCCCUCUCGGCUCAUUCCAAACUUGGCCAAAUUAGGGGAGUAGGGUGGAGGUUGCCCUGCAUCCCCCCUCCUCUGCCUGAGUGUGUCUUUGUAAUGUCAGCUGGCAUCAUACAAAGGGCAGGAGAAGCAAACACCCAGAACUCUUUUGCUGGUCAGAGAUUCCCUGAGUGUCUGUCCUCACCCAAGCCUGCUCUGUGUGUCUGUGUUGUGAAGCUUGAGACUCUGGAAAGAAAUGGGGAGGGGGGUGGGGGAAAUGUUGCCCUAAGAAUGCUUCUCAUUCCUCUGUUCUUGUUGGGUCCUGUUUUUGGGGAGGGUGGGGGUUGGGGGAAGCUUGACCUUGUGUCUUCGUCAAUAAACUCACAUUUACACAAAA
This is a messenger RNA of Mandrillus leucophaeus (drill), 5879 nucleotides long. It is a transcript of the gene AP2B1, whose product is annotated as adaptor-related protein complex 2, beta 1 subunit. The coding region runs from base 314 to 3169 and encodes 951 amino acids. The record is from RefSeq and is a predicted model, not a curated record. The transcript has 27 exons. Lineage: Eukaryota; Metazoa; Chordata; Mammalia; Primates; Cercopithecidae. Gene Ontology annotation, molecular function: clathrin binding. Gene Ontology annotation, cellular component: clathrin adaptor complex; membrane coat. Gene Ontology annotation, biological process: intracellular protein transport; vesicle-mediated transport.